Messenger RNA from Sebastes umbrosus (honeycomb rockfish), 1542 nucleotides. RefSeq names its product v-maf avian musculoaponeurotic fibrosarcoma oncogene homolog F (gene maff). Gene Ontology annotation, molecular function: DNA-binding transcription factor activity, RNA polymerase II-specific; RNA polymerase II cis-regulatory region sequence-specific DNA binding. Lineage: Eukaryota; Metazoa; Chordata; Actinopteri; Perciformes; Sebastidae. Gene Ontology annotation, cellular component: nucleus. Gene Ontology annotation, biological process: regulation of transcription by RNA polymerase II; regulation of epidermal cell differentiation. The record is from RefSeq and is a predicted model, not a curated record.
CUGUGUUUUUUGUGAAUGAAAGAAUCCAACCUCAGAGAGCAGCGGAGUAAUUCCGGGAAAAGGCGGACUGACAUUUUGUCGCCAGAGUCGCUUCGACCCAGCAGAGUGUCUUUAUCUGUGUUGGCUGGUGCUUGGGGGAGUCGAAUCAUGACAUCAGAAAGAAACAGCAAAGCCCUGAAGGUGAAACAGGAAUGUGGCGAGAACGUGCCCGUCCUGUCGGACAACGAGCUCAUGUCCCUAACAGUACGAGAGCUGAACCUCCACCUGCGCGGCAUGUCCCGCGACGAGAUCCAGAAGCUGAAGCAGCGCCGGCGCACCCUGAAGAACCGGGGCUACGCCGCCAGCUGCCGAGUCAAGCGGGUGUCCCAGCGCGAAGCCCUGGAGCUGCAGAAGACGGAACUCCAGAGGGAGGUGGAGAGGCUCGGGGCGGAGAACGCCGGCAUGAGGAAAGAGCUGGAGGGGCUCGGCGCGCGCCUGGCCGCGCUCCAGAGGUUCGCCCGCGGCCUGGAGGCCGGAGGGGGCAACCUGCUAGCUACGGCGCCGCGCCUCAACACCGCCUCAGUCAUCACCAUCGUCAAGAGUCCGCCUCAGCCACAGAGAGAUCAGAAGCCGUCCUAGAAGGAGCUGCUGGACCUGGGGGGGGGCGCACAACAUGCAAUGCAAACACACAUAUAUAUACUAUACACACACACGCCGGAGAACAGGAAGACGAUUUUAGUAGGAAAAUACUAAGCACUUGUCUGCGUUACGCCUCGUUCACAUUUUUUAAAUUCUAUAGGAUUCAUAUAUGCAGGAGUGUUGACGGAGUGGCGUGUGACGUCACCUAACAGACAACAGCUAUGCUUCGUUUUCUAAAGCAAGGGGCUUUGGAAAAACAGUUGAAAACCCAUCUUGGACCGGUGGAGGUGUCCUCCACUUAACGCCGUUUUAUGACACUGCAGCUUAGUUGACUGAAAUUUUACUUAUUUCGAUUUAUGUCCGGAAAGAUGCAGCAGGUUCAAUGUGAACGAGGCGUCGAGCACUGAUGCACUCACAGUCAUCACACACGCACAAAAACCCCUCACACUCAAGACUAACUGGACUCUGACUGAAGCCAGAACCAACACAACCAGAGUUACUGUACAUGUUUUUCACUGCUCAACAAAAAACCCAGCUCUGUUCAAGACGCUGGUGCUCUCCGAUUGUGCUACCGCAAGGCUUCUCUCUCUCUCUGCUUCAGGUUGUUAUGGCACCCGACCAACAGCGAAAACGUCAGGGCGGAGCGGACGCGUAUUCAGCUUCCUCUAGCUCCACGACGCCUGCAUUCCUGGUUCAGUCUGUAGCUGUUUCUCAUACCAGCCCAGGCCUCUCUGCUACCGUGCAAGGAAAGUUGGGCAACACUUCAUUUUAUAGGUCACCAAAUUUCACGGUAAUUAGGUGAUGAAUAGAAAGUAACCUAUUUGAAACUUCUUUGGAAUUACUCCCAAAUUACCCCAAUAUUUACCUCAAAAUUUAUCAAAAAUGACUUUAUUGUAAACAUUAUUUAAUAAUUAUAUUCCGCUA